UUUAAAGUGAUAAAACGAAAGCGUGAGCGAUGUCGUACAUUGGCAACACGUCAGACGUGGAGCAGGAGAAGAACCUGUCCGAAUACCGGCGGCAGCGCAGCUCGAGCAAUCUGAUGGCCACCGGUGGGAAGCAAUCGGUCGGUAGCCCGAAAAUGUCGGAUGUCCUGUGGAACGAUAAACGUGCCGCGAGCCGUGCAGUGAACGCGAGCGACGACGACGACUCGGAGGUGUCGGAUAGCGAGAACUUCCUCGCGAAGGGUGCGUUCCUGCUGACGCCCUCGCACGAACUCUCGAUGGACCGGGCGGCGCUGAUCUGCGAGAAGAUGAACUUCAAGGGUUGCUUCAGCCUGACGAAAACCGCCACCGGGAUACUGUUCAAGUUUUCCAGCCCGGAAGACUACCAGGCGGUGUUUAAGAAGGGCUUCCAUAAGGUGACCGGGGCGCGGUUCUACAAAAAGAUCGCCAUCCCGUGCCGGCCGCAGAAAACGUUCAUGCUGUACGUAUUCGACGUACCGGAGGACCUGCCGGAGGAGGACAUUCGGCACUCGUUGUAUCGCUUCAACUCGGUGGUCGAGGUGGUCCGGCUGGUCGUGCACUAUCAGAAGCCCGCGAUCCAGCCGGAUCCUGGUCAGAUGCACGCGAACGGUAAGUCUCCCGGUGCGCCCCAGCAAAAGCCGCAGGUACCGAAGCUACCGACGACGAAGCCGAUCGACGAGCAGGAUGUGGCCCUGCAGAAAGAAUCACCACCGCCACCGAUACGCAUCACGCUUGCUUCGCUCGAGGAGUACAAUCACCUACUGCAGAACGGGCUGGACUUCUACGGGGCAACAUUCUUCCCGACGGAGGCCCAGCUACCACCGCACGCGGCCAAGAUCGCAACCAAACGGGGAACACGCAUGAUCGACGGCAGCAUUCCUGGGCGUGUACGCGAGCUGCUGCCGGUGUUCGAUGCGGCCGGAUUUAGCAAAAUUCCGCCGCCGGCAUCGAAAACGAUUAAACCGCGCCCAUAA
Messenger RNA from Anopheles nili, 1010 nucleotides. RefSeq lists its product as uncharacterized. NCBI's taxonomy places the organism in Eukaryota, Metazoa, Arthropoda, Insecta, Diptera, Culicidae. The coding region runs from base 30 to 1010 and encodes 326 amino acids. The transcript is spliced from 3 exons. The record is from RefSeq and is a predicted model, not a curated record.